Laccaria bicolor S238N-H82 is the source of this 507-nucleotide messenger RNA. RefSeq lists its product as uncharacterized. The coding region runs from base 1 to 507 and encodes 168 amino acids. NCBI's taxonomy places the organism in Eukaryota, Fungi, Basidiomycota, Agaricomycetes, Agaricales, Hydnangiaceae. The transcript is spliced from 2 exons. The record is from RefSeq and is a predicted model, not a curated record.
AUGCUGUCAACAUUGUCAAUGCCAUCAAUGCCGCCAUCAACCUCGUCUCUCACCACAGGCUUGGCAAGCUUUACCCCUGGGAGAUGUGCAGAAUCUGCACUUGCAGUUCUCCCCCAAUGGCCUCACAGCCCUCAUCGCCCCCGCAUACUGCGCUGGAGUAAAUCCAGUAUUUUACAGCCAGCCCCGACAUCGUCAACACCGCCAUCAACGUCGUCGACAAUGCCGCUACAUGUUGACGACGUCAACAAUGUCAUCCUAACCCCACUUGCUUCGUCUGCCGCGGGCGUUGGCUGGUCUCCACACCCUCAGCUUUGUUUAACCCAACUAACUCAUCGCCAUGGGACGUCGUUUAGACACCAAACGACGUUCCAAACUCCCCUGCUUUGUCUGCCCCACCCCAUCGCUGUGGCACGUCGUUUUCACGCCGAACGAUGUUCCAAACCCACCUGCUUCGUCAACGUCGUCGCCGUCCCCAGCCCCGACGUCAUCAACGCCACUACAUGUUGA